Molecule: messenger RNA, 1851 nt
Organism: Sclerotinia borealis F-4128
Lineage: Eukaryota; Fungi; Ascomycota; Leotiomycetes; Helotiales; Sclerotiniaceae
Source: the annotation of a GenBank genome assembly
AUGCCUCCGGGCAAACCCAUGCCAAUUUUUGCCGCAUCAACAUCACAAUCAUCAGUCUGGGAUCGCAUAACAAUAUGGGCUUCGGAGAACAAGGCAGUUGUAUAUACAAUCGCUGGUGUGGCAGUAGUGGUCUCAGGCGCCGGAGUUGCAUACUACUUAUUAGACUCAAAUGAUUCCACAUCUACCCAGAGCGUGCCAAAGAAAUCAAAGGAGAAGAGGCGACGGAAGAAGGAAGAGAAAAAAGAACCCGACGUAGAGAAGGGGACUACGCCACCGGACACAAAACCUAAAGCAUCAGUCGAGACUGUGGAUGAGCUUCCUGAAGUUGACGAAACCACUGUGGGGAGCUUAUCGGACCAACAACGAAAAGACUAUGCCGCCAAAUUAAAGGCAGCUGGUAAUACUUCAUAUGGCGCUAAGGACUAUCCUCGAGCCAUCGACCUUUAUGGGAAAGCUAUCCUUUGCAAGCCAGACCCUAUUUUCUAUUCGAACCGAGCCGCUUGUUACAACGCCCUUGGUGAAUUCGAGAAAGUUAUUGAGGAUACCACUGCUGCGAUCAGUCUCGAUAGCGAAUACGUAAAGGCUUUGAACCGUAGAGCAAAUGCUUAUGAACAUACCGAGAAAUUUAGCGAAGCUUUACUUGACUUUACAGCCAGCUGCAUAAUCGAUGGGUUCCGCAACGAACAAAGCGCACAGUCUGUCGAAAGAUUACUCAAAAAAGUUGCAGAGUCAAAGGCAAAGGUCAUUCUUGAGGCUAAGGAUAAGAAGCUUCCAAGUCCAACAUUUGUCACCAACUACCUCCAGAGUUUCCGAUCAAAACCCGCGCCUGCAGGACUAGACGAUAGCGCUGAAUUAUCGGAGGAUACAGGAAAGGGUCAAUUACAACUUGGACUUCGGGCUGUGGCAAAGAAGACAAAUGAGGGGUAUGAAGAUGCUUCGACUGCAUUCGAGAAGGCUUUGGACUUGGGCGAUCUUAGUGAACAUGAAGCUUUUGCGUACAACAUGCGCGGAACAUUCAGAUAUCUUCGUGGGGUACAACUGGACGCUCUCAGUGAUUUGAGUAAGAGUAUUGAAUUAGAGCCCGAUUACACACAAAGUUAUAUCAAGCGUGCAAGCAUGCAUUUGGAACUUGGUGACAAAGACGCCGCUGCCGCGGAUUUCGACAAGGCCAUGGAACAACAUGACGAUGAUCCUGAUAUCUACUAUCACCGUGCCCAACUCAAUUUCAUUCUUGGCGAACUCUCACAAGCGGCGAGGGACUACCAAAAGUCUAUCGAUCUCGACCGGGACUUCAUCUUCUCACACAUUCAACUCGGUGUUACACAAUACAAGAUGGGCUCCACCGCGUCAUCAAUGGGAACAUUCCGACGCACGAUCAAGGCAUUCGAAGAUGUACCUGAUGCAUAUAACUAUUACGGAGAGCUUUUGUUGGAUCAACAGAAGUAUGACGAAGCUAUUUCGCAGUUCGAGAAGGCGGUUGAGUUGGAGAAGCAAACCAAGCCAUUAGGCAUGAGUGUUCUUCCACUCAUUAACAAAGCUCUUGCUCUCUUCCAAUGGAAGCAAGACUUUAGCGAGGCUGAAAAGCUUUGCGAAAAGGCUCUUAUUAUCGACCCUGAAUGUGAUAUCGCUGUCGCAACCAUGGCACAACUUCUCCUUCAACAAGGAAAGGUAACUGAAGCCCUUAAAUACUUCGAGCGAGCAGCAGAAUUAUCUAGAACCGAAGGAGAAAUCGUCAAUGCGUUGAGCUAUGCCGAGGCUACGAGGACACAAUUGGAGGUACAGGAGAAAUAUCCACAGUUGGCGAAUAGAUUGGCUGGUAUGAGCGGACUCGGCGGGGCUGGUAUGCGUUAA